Ixodes scapularis (black-legged tick) is the source of this 2544-nucleotide messenger RNA. RefSeq names its product BAI1-associated protein 3-like. The coding region runs from base 1 to 2544 and encodes 847 amino acids. The transcript has a single exon. Lineage: Eukaryota; Metazoa; Arthropoda; Arachnida; Ixodida; Ixodidae. The record is from RefSeq and is a predicted model, not a curated record.
AUGGAGCCCAGGCGGGCAAGCAGCCUGUCCGAUGUGAGCGACCUAAACCAAACAGUGUCAGCGAAUAAGCGUGAUGACUUGUGCAGCCAGUGCAUACGUAUCUCGCGACACUGCGUAGGCAAGGCCACACGUCCUUAUAAGGCCAGCCCGGAGGAGCUACUCGACUACAUCCGACUCAUCUUUGCUGACGUCUUCGAGCUCAAGGGUGAGCGAGAGAUCCUUGAGCAAGCCGAAGGUAUCCCGCUGCCCAACCUCAAGCUCUGCGUCCGCAUUCUCCAGGCCGAGGGGCUCUACACCGCCGAGACAGAACUAGUUGGCUUAGACACCUACGGCCUUCUCUGGGUGGACGAACUUCGAAAAGUCAAGACGUCGGUGCAGCGACGGACUGCGACGCCAAGAUGGAACGAAGACAUCCUCGUGGAGGUGAACGACUGGACCAAGGGAUCCCUGACCGUCGAGGUCUGGAAGAAGGAUCCGCACUCCAUCGCUAAUUCGCUGCGGAGUUUCGUCUACUUUAGUUCGUAUCGCGAGUGCCUGCGCGCCCUGCGCAGCGUUUUACAGACCCUCUGCCGACAAAAGAAUGAUAACCUUAUCGGUAAGGUAGUGAAGCCAUUGGCAGAAAUUCCGUCCGUGGGCAGUGAGCAGUGGUAUCAGCUUCAGUAUGAGCACCGUUCGGGUUUGUUCGGCAGGUUGCAGAUGGGGCUCUCCUUUCGUACCAUACCGUCGGCCAAACAUAGCUUUUCCGUCUCGCUCAAGGACCAUUUCGCGCUUAGCCACAUUUUUUUAAGUCAUAGCUUGUUACUAAACAGCGAGCAGGCUCUGCAGUGGAACAGGUGGGACGAUUGCAUUUCUAAGGAAGCACUGACGCUCCUCCAUCAACAUUCUCUACACAAGGACUUGAAGCAAAUUGAAAAGUGCUAUUGUUAUUUGCUCUCCGUCACCACAUCGCGUUUCAGAGAUGAGGGGCGAAUUAACUAUUCCGUUGUGUAUACACUGUUAAAAGAAUUACAAAUGGAGUUAAAGCGCAAUAACAAUCAGGUACUACAAGAAUCAAUCGACGCAGUCGUAGCCAUUUUGUGCCAGCAGACGCGAUGCCUGCUGUCGCGUUUCCAUGACAAGUUCAAUCUGAAGGACAAUCGCCAAGCUCUUGACCUUUUAGGUGUGCUGUCUUGCUGCCCAGUGGUUGAUGCUAUAAGCCAGAAAGGGGUGACCAAUCAGGCCUGCGAAGAAAUACGCAAAAGCGCCUACGAGUGGCACUUGAAAAUUACGGUGCUGGGAAUGCCAAAUAUCACGGAUGACACUUUUGUCAAAGGCCUUGCCGAUGUCCUCCACCCAAUCACUGAAUUUCACAACAAUGCUAAUGUCAUAUUCAAACAAGCCUGGAAUGAAUCGUACACGGAAAUAACAAUCGAAGAACUAGACAACUUCUUGGACACGCAUUUUCGUCCUCGCAUUGUUGCACUCUGCGCUUUGAUUCCCGUCUCCAAAAAAGACGACAAAGAUCGGCUGGUUGAAAAAUCCCUCGACACAUUCUAUUUGGUGCAAGGGUUUAUCACAAACGCCUUAUCUAGCCUUCCCGUCCACCGGCCACACCUCAGCAUGGAUGACUACCUUUACUGGUUCGGCCCGCACAUCGCAGCUGAGUGGUUUGAAUGGGCUCAAAAACCAGCGCUCACUUGGAUCGAGCGCUUUGUUGACGGAGAUACCAUGAUGCCUGUCAACGCCACCGACAAAAUCGGCAGUUCCGCUAGGGACACGUCCACCACCAUUCAAGAACAAUUCAUGGUACUCUGGAAAAAUCUUAACUGGCCCAAUCCAUCAGUGGCCACCAAGUUCGCACUAAUCGUGAGUGCCUGCGCGCUGCUCUUCACCCAGAAGACGGAAGAAAAGGUAAAGCGACAGAAGUACUUCGAGGUUAUUGGGGAUUACGGCGUCUCGACUAGGCUUUGUGUGGCCAUCAACAACAUCACAGCCAUCGUCAAUUGUCUAGAGGCAAUACAGCGCAGCAUUGUGGAGUGCUUCCACCGCGACCCGCAAUACGAUGAUGUUCUUGCCGACUUGUGCGCUCCUGUACAAAAGGCUGCAGACUCCAUUGCCACCAGUGUGCUACGGCUGACGGACGGUGUCCUGCUAAAAAUUGAGCCAGAAAUCACGCGCCUCGUGGAGAACAUCGUGCGUUGCAGAGAUACCUCGGAGCAGAACCGUGCUCUGUUCGCACUUUCGAAGUACAUAAACACCUGCUUAUCGACACUGCAUGCCAAUUUAGAGGCAACCGCUUUCCGAAAUUCGCUGCUUCAAAUUUGGAAACGGUGCGUGUUUAUUGUGAAGCAGGUAGCUAGCAAGUUACAAAAAUGGCACUUUUGUCGAUUCCGUUCCAGCAGCAUUGCCUUUUCGGGCCUCCUCGAAGCCCUCCACAGGCUACGUAAAAUUUUUCACGCCGACGGCGGUGGGCUGGACACACAAGAAGUUGAUUCUAAAGCGUACCAAGAGUUUGACGAGCAACUGACGGGGCUUGUUCAAUCCCUGAACGCCGUCAGAAGGUGA